Messenger RNA from Suillus plorans, 1776 nucleotides. Its product is annotated as cytochrome P450. NCBI's taxonomy places the organism in Eukaryota, Fungi, Basidiomycota, Agaricomycetes, Boletales, Suillaceae. Gene Ontology annotation, molecular function: oxidoreductase activity, acting on paired donors, with incorporation or reduction of molecular oxygen; iron ion binding; monooxygenase activity. The transcript has 13 exons. The coding region runs from base 1 to 1776 and encodes 591 amino acids. The record is from RefSeq and is a predicted model, not a curated record.
AUGCCUCUUCUGAGAGUCUGCGGGUCGAGCAUCUUCGCUUUCAUUAUAUGGAGGCUCAUUAAACGUCUUCGUGCUCUAAACUCUCCUCUCACUCACAUCCUCGGACCAAAGAAAGAGCAUUGGCUCAAAGGCAAUUAUCACCGUAUAUUCCAAGAUGGUCUGCGGUAUAACCUUGAUUUGGUUCAGAAAUACGGCGGGGUAGUCAAGAUUUACGCCCUUCUUGGCCAAGAGCAACUGUACAUAUCAGAUCCACUUGCUUUGCAUCACAUCAUUGUGAAAGAGCAAAAUGUCUACGAGGAGACCGAUAUGUUCAUCAUGAGUAAUCGACUCAUCUUUGGCGAAGGCCUUAUAGCUACUCUUGGCGAACAACACAGGAAGCAGCGUAAGAUGCUAAAUCCAGUAUUUUCUCUCGCAAAUAUGCGUGGUUUGCUCCCUGUAAUCCAGCCUAUCGCUGAUCAACUACACACAAUUUUGAAUGCACAAAUUCCAGCUGAUGGCUCGGUCGUGGAGAUUAACUUACUUCCGUGGUUGUCGAGAGGGGCAUUGGAAUACAUAUGUCAAGCAGCGCUCGGACACUCAUUCAAUGCACUGGAUGCGACAAAAGGAAACGAAUACUUGGAAGCCAUCAGGACACUUGCACCAUCCACACUUCGUCUAAUCUUCCUCCGUCCAUUUAUUCCAAUGAUUGUGCGACGAUUUUCCUUGUAUUGGAGGAACAAGAUGAUGGAUUGGGUGCCGGGUGACGCAUUGAAAGAUCUUCGUCAUGUGGUAAACGUGAUGGACACCACCAGCAAGAAGAUUUUCACCGAGAAGAGAGCAGCCUUAGAGAAUGAAGGCUUCGUCGGAAUCGCGGGGAAUCGCAUGCAAGGUAAAGAUAUAAUGAGUAUCAUGCUGCAAGCCAAUGCGUCUUCUUCCAGUGACGAUCGAUUGACAGACUCGGAAUUGCUGGGCCAAAUGAACACGAUCAUCUUCGCGGGCUUCGAGACCACUGCCACUGCCAUAUGCCGCAUUUUUUGGAUCCUGGCCCAAAAGCAGGACGUUCAGGCACGACUACGAAGCGCAGUCCGCAAGGCUAAACGAGACUAUGCGGAUGCGCAGGGCCUGUCUAGCCCUUGGGAAGACGUAGAAUUACCCUAUGACAAGCUUAUGGGGCUGCCUUAUCUAGAUGCCAUAGUCCGUGAAACACUUCGAGUGUAUCCACCGACUUCUCUUCUCAGUCGAACUGCUCGUCAGGCUUCCGUUCUUCCAUUGCACCAGCCAAUCAAGUCUGCAUCUGGCGAAAUGAUUUCUUCGAUCCAUGUUCCAGAAAAUACGACGCUUAUAAUUUCUAUCUUGGCUUCGAAUCACAACAAGGAGAUCUGGGGCGAGGAUGCCUCGGAAUGGCGUCCAGAACGAUGGUUGUCACCUUCUGGGGAGCGCCUUCACCUUGGAGAUGGUGAAGGUAACCCUACGAACGGUGUGAGUCUGGGGGUCAAGAAUGGCAUCAAAUAUCCUGGUGUGUAUGGUUUGAUGAUGACGUUCCUCGGAGGCGGCCGUGCUUGCAUCGGCUUCAAGUUUGCGGAGAUGGAAAUCAAACAAGUCCUCACGACGCUCAUCCCACGAAUACAUUUCGCGCUGCCUGCAUCGACAGAUAGAAAUGGACACGUCAAGGAGAUCUACUGGAAGAUGAACGGGCUACAAGUUCCGGUAGUACGACCACCAGCUGGGGACAACGUGACAGCUCAAGUUCCAUUGGACCUAAGAAAAGUACGCGAGCAAGACUUCGUAGUGAAUUAG